AUGAAUUCCUUAUUAUUAGCGAAGCAUGAGAAAUUCUUUAAUAGAUGUCUAAUAGGACUUCCAUCCUCAGCAUCAUCAGAAGAUUCUGAUAAAUUGGCAAUUAUCUAUUUUUGUCUUCAUGGAUUACAAUUAAUAAAUAAAUUCAAUUUUAGUAAUGAAGAAUUACAAUAUUAUAUUGAUUUUAUAUAUCGAGAUUAUUUAAUUGAAACUGAAGAUAUGAUUGGAUUUAGGACAACUAAUUAUUUUAAGAGUUGUGGUGAAGAAUAUGAUCUGAUUAAUUUAUCUGCUAGUUUAUUUGCUUUAUAUAUUCUUCUAGUUCUUAAAUCCAAUUAUUCUAUCAAGAUUCCACAACAUAAGAUUAUGAAAUUGUUGAGUAGAUGUCAAAUUAAGUCAGGACCAAAUAAGGGAGCGUUUGUUCCUACGCUUACUUAUCAUAAUGGGGAGUAUGCCCAGUUUGGAGAAACAGAUCUUAGAUUUUGUUAUAUUGCAUUACUUAUUCGACAUUUAGUAAAGUAUGACGAGGGUAGCAACCGGGAUAAUGAUAUAGAUACCCAAGCAUUACAAGAGUUUAUCUUGACUAGAUUGAAUCAUGAUGGAGGAUUCAGUUCUCAAAUCCUUGAUGAAUCACAUUUAGGUUUUACAUUUUGUGCAAUUUCUGCAUUAAAAUUAUUAAACUAUCCAAUUGAAAAGUUAGAACAAACCCGAGAAUGGUUAAUUAAACGACAAUCAGAUUAUCCUGCCAGUUUAUACGACUCCAUUGAAUAUCAAUAUUAUCGAAAAGAAGAUAUAGGAGGAUUCAAUGGUCGAGAUAAUAAAUUCAGUGAUACUUGUUACUCAUGGUGGGCUACUGGAGCAUUAUAUAUUAUGAACCCACAAAAUAUUCAAUUGAUAAACCAGGCUAAAGCAGAAGAAUAUUUAUUAACUCAAACUCAAAAUGAAUUAUUUGGAGGAUUUGCAAGAGAUAUUGAAGCAAGACCUGAUCCAAUGCAUAGUUUUAUGGCAUUGGCAAGCUUAUCAUUAUGGAAUCGAGAAAAAUAUGGAUUGAAUGAGAUUCAACCUAUUUUGGUGAUAUCUCACGAUCUGUAUGAUUUUUUUAAGAAUCUGAUUCAAUAUUCGUAA
Messenger RNA from Hemisphaericaspora subhashii, 1119 nucleotides. RefSeq names its product protein geranylgeranyltransferase type I subunit (gene CDC43). The record is from RefSeq and is a predicted model, not a curated record. The transcript has a single exon. The coding region runs from base 1 to 1119 and encodes 372 amino acids. Gene Ontology annotation, biological process: protein geranylgeranylation. Gene Ontology annotation, molecular function: CAAX-protein geranylgeranyltransferase activity. Lineage: Eukaryota; Fungi; Ascomycota; Pichiomycetes; Serinales; Debaryomycetaceae. Gene Ontology annotation, cellular component: CAAX-protein geranylgeranyltransferase complex.